Messenger RNA from Hemicordylus capensis (graceful crag lizard), 2723 nucleotides. It is a transcript of the gene METTL14, whose product is annotated as methyltransferase 14, N6-adenosine-methyltransferase subunit. Lineage: Eukaryota; Metazoa; Chordata; Lepidosauria; Squamata; Cordylidae. Gene Ontology annotation, cellular component: nucleus; RNA N6-methyladenosine methyltransferase complex. Gene Ontology annotation, molecular function: mRNA binding. The record is from RefSeq and is a predicted model, not a curated record. The coding region runs from base 81 to 1457 and encodes 458 amino acids. The transcript has 11 exons.
GAGAGGCGGAAGUGACGCUUUAAGUGGGCGCCGGCCAGGCGGCGAGUUGUCUCGUCUUCCUUAGCCCGCGAGUCCGUUGGAUGAGGAUGAACAGCCGCCUGCAGGAGAUCAGGCAGCGGCAGAAAUUGCGCCGGCAACUUCUGGCUCAGCAGUUGGGGGCUGAAAGUGCUGAUAGCAUUGGUGCAGUAUUGAAUAGCAAGGAUGAACAGAGGGAAAUUGCUGAGACAAGAGAAACCUCCAGGGCUGCUUAUGACACAUCUGCGCCAAAUACCAAACGCAAAUAUCUAGAUGAGGGAGAAGCUGAUGAAGAAGAAAUAGAAGAAUAUAAGGAUGAAGUAGAGCUUCAACAAGAUGAUGAGAACCUGCCCUAUGAAGAAGAAAUUUACAAAGAUUCCAGUACUUUUCUUAAGGGGACUCAGAGCUUAAAUCCCCACAAUGAUUACUGUCAGCACUUUGUGGAUACUGGACACAGACCUCAGAACUUUAUCAGAGAUGUGGGCUUAGCAGACAGAUUUGAAGAAUAUCCAAAGCUCCGGGAACUCAUCAGGCUGAAGGAUGAGCUAAUAUCUAAAUCUAACACUCCCCCUAUGUAUUUACAAGGUGACUUGGAAGCUUUUGAUCUUCGUGAACUAAAGUCUAAGUUUGAUGUGAUUCUUUUGGAGCCUCCACUAGAAGAAUACUAUAGGGAGACGGGCAUCACUGCUAAUGAAAAAUGCUGGACUUGGGAUGAUAUUAUGAAGCUGGACAUUGAAGAAAUUGCUGCCCCACGGUCAUUUGUCUUUCUCUGGUGUGGUUCUGGGGAGGGUCUGGAUCUUGGCAGAGUGUGUUUGCGCAAAUGGGGUUAUAGAAGAUGUGAAGAUAUCUGUUGGAUUAAAACCAAUAAAAACAACCCUGGGAAGACCAAGGCUUUGGAUCCUAAGGCUGUCUUUCAAAGAACAAAGGAACACUGCCUUAUGGGCAUCAAAGGAACAGUUCGCCGUAGCACAGAUGGGGACUUUAUCCAUGCUAAUGUUGACAUAGAUCUAAUUAUCACGGAAGAACCCGAAAUUGGCAACAUAGAGAAACCUGUGGAGAUAUUUCACAUCAUUGAACAUUUUUGUCUUGGAAGAAGACGGCUCCAUAUCUUUGGACGGGAUAGUACAAUCCGGCCAGGUUGGCUAACUGUGGGACCCACACUCACAAAUAGUAACUUCAACGUGGAAACAUACUCAUCAUACUUCACAGCUCCAAAUUCCCACCUAACUGGCUGUACAGAAGAGAUUGAGAGGCUUCGACCUAAAUCACCUCCUCCAAAAGACCGGGGAGGCGGCGCACCAAGGGGUGGAGGUAGAGGCGGGACGUCAGCUGGCCGAGGAGAAAGAGGCAGAGAGAGAAACCGAACUAAUUUCCGGGGAGAAAGAGGUGGAUUCAGAGGAGGACGGGGAGGUACCCACCGGGGAGGCUUUCCUCCUCGCUGAACACAUCCAAGUCUCCUCUUCGGCCUUCCUUCAUAACUUCUCCAUUUUUAAAGUCUUAAUUCUGCUGAGGUUAUACUUUGCUGACUCAGUCUAUAAGUCUGUUAUCAAACCAGUUUUUGUACAUGCUGUGAGCAAGCUCCGAGAUAGCACAUCGUUCUCUUUGAUGAACAAUAUCCAGCACCUGAUGUCAAAAGCACUAAAGGCUUUGGUGGAUGCCAUUCACCAAAGUGGAAAUCAAAGCAGAGUGGCCUCACAGUAGUUUCAUUUGAGAUUUCAUCUGAUUCUUCCUGUUCUUAAAAACAGAACAAAACUAAAAACCACCUUUUUGAAUAUUGCCAUUGUUCAUAAACAGUGAAAACAAUUCCCACUUGCCGUCUCUAGGCAUUAUUCCUUCUCAAGCAAAUGAUAUGCAACUCUGCUUCCCAUGGCAAUAAUAGAAAAUAGGAGCGGGUUUUUCUGACUCAAUGGUUAUAUUGGCAUUUAAUCCACUUAAUUUUGUACGUGUCAAAUAUGUUUGAUCAUUCUUUCUUUUUACAAGGAAUGUAUGAUAAUUGAGUUUGUAAUGGUUAGUGGACAGCUCAGAGUAGCUUUUAUCAGUAUUGCUUUAACAUCUCAUGCCUGCUUAACCCAUCAGUCCAGACAGUAGGUCUCAGUCAAAUGUUCCUUGUUCAGAUGAAGGAAACCAGAUUUAUUGCAAAAUAUGGUGGUUAUUGGAUGCCAUUAAAAUGCUAAAUGAGUUGCCACAUUUGUUGGAUGAAAAACUGAAGUUUAGACUUGCUACAAACUCAAAAUACUAUCCAAUGUUAGGCAUUUCUCAGUCCUACUAAUUUCAGUGGUAAAAGAUUCAAGUAGGUUAACGCUUCCAUUGAAGACCUUGGGGCUUGCAAAUGGAUUGUGUCCCCAGUGUGGAGAUUGCCAACAGGUUACAGACUAUUACUUCCAGAAUAUAGCUUCUAAAGACAAGUUGGUUCAUUUUUUAAAAAUUGCAGCCGUGUGCCAUGUUCAUUGUAAAAGACUGGGAGGUGUUUUUGUCCCCCAGAUAGUUUACCUUUUUUCUUUUUUAAAGCAAAGCUGAUACUGAUUGCUUGUAUAUAGAAUGAUAUUUGGUCAAAUCUUGGUUAUGCUGUUGUAGAGGAUUCUGACGAUGAUGUAAGGACUGAAAUGAAAAUCUUAUGUACUUCUGUUCCUGAGAACUAGUUUUAAAAGGUUUUAAGUGAAAGCAAUGGGAUUAUUUUACUAUUUUUUGAUAAAUAUAUUAUUAUUUUA